AUGAGCCGGGAUGAUUACACUCCACGGGGCCUAUCCGACCUGGAGUCCCAUCUUGAUAUUGCCGGCCAACGUCAGCGACCUCACUUUGAUGUUGGCACUGGGUCGGAGCCAAUUGCACCAUCACCAAACCAGCAAGGCCGACAUGUCACUCUCAAUGCCGCUCUCGAGGUUGAUAUGCUGCGGCACAAACUCCGCACCCUCGAGAAUCUUGUCGAACGUUACGGCAUUGCGUCACAUGUUCCCUCUCUUUCUGAAGCUGAAGAAGCCCGAGCUCUUCAGUAUCGUUGCGAAUGCCUCGAGUUCGCGUUUAGGCAACAGAAAGAGAGUCAAGCUAACGAAAUAGACAUGGACGUUGUCCGCACUCUGAAACGUUCACCUACAUUCCCGCCACCACAGGGAUAUUCAUCAUGGCUCGAUCAUCAUCUCACGCAUCAUGACCGAGCAACUCACUCUUUACCCUUACCAGAUUCUACGUCAUUGUCUAGCCCUACGAGGGCCUCUUUCAAGUGUGUGUAUGAACAAUGCGCUCACUAUAUUUAUGGAUUCUCGACCCAGUUGGAACGAGACAACCACAUUCGGUUACACUCGACAAAAAGUUCGAGUGAUUCAGAACUAUUUAUUCAAGCCGAUGGCUCCUCAAACACUUCCGACCUCCCAGGGAAAGGCGCCGGCCCUGUACCCCGGGAUCGAUUACCACCUAUUCACCCGCCGGCCACGCUUGUAACGGCUGGCCUACCCCCUCUCCCCUUUCCGACACCAUCAACCGCCUCUACAGCGACAACAAGAAGGGGCCACGGCUCAAGCUUUUCUUUUUCGGAGCCCAAACCUGUCCUGCCGAGAGGCAACGAGGAAACGACAGCCGACCCCCAGUUGCCUCCCUUAAAAAGAGCUCGUGUGGGACAUGAUCGCCUAAAGUCUAUAGGCGAGCUCAAGCUCAUCCGUAAUAACGAUCCCUGUCUCCGGUGUCGAGCCUCGAAUAGACCAACGAAACCAGGUGCUUACCAUCCUAGUGUGACGCAAAUAACCCGUGUUCCCGCUGCUCGGGAAUGUCUUCGUCAGAGUCGGAGAUACAUUGGAGUAUCCUUGGAUGCUAUCGUGGAUCUGUCACUUCCCUUGUCGAUGUUCUGCUCCAAGAACCCUACUAUUUCAGCUGCUACAAGGCCUGCUUGGAGAGUUGAUUUCCAAGAUACGUUCUGGUGGCAAGAUGGGGAGCCUGUUUUUGGUGAAGGUGUGAACCAACCACUAGUACCGGGUUACCAUGAUCAAGGAGCUCCGCCACCUGUUCUCCAGCUCAUUGCUUCUAGUCCGAGUUUUCGAGGCGUUUCCUUCGAUCUUCUCGAGUUAUUGAGUCUCAGCGGUCAACUUUCCAUGUCGCGAGAAGAAGAACAAACGGUACAUCCCUCUCUUUUCCGUGCAAAACAACUAUUACGAGAGAUCAUCUACUAUGAUGCAUCUCAACCGAAACCUCUUCUACGAAUCGAGACCAGCUUUCCUCCCCGGACCCCUAUCGAUAGUCGGCCUUCGUCUGAACGAAAUGUGCUCUUAAGGGAAUGCACACGACGGUACCUAGUCUCCUUGGAUUUCGCAGCCUCAAACUUGCCAAGUAUGGGCGUCAGACAAUGGCUAGGAGUUUUUGUCUCUCUUUGCAUCUUUAGUGCUGUGGACACUAUUUUGAUUGACCUUGCUUGGUCCUUCCAGGCAAAUGAUCCGUCGCACGCAGGUACAACACCGACAGAAAGGCCGGACCAGGUCAUCCGAAGCGUGUACCAGGCGCUAGUGUCUUUAUUCAAUACUUCGAACGAUCCAUUGGCAAACAGCUCGGAAUCCGAUGACCCUAUUGUCCGCAACAUCGCUCGAAUCGUCAGGCGCGAAUACUGGCCUCCUAGGCACCUUUUCUCAAGCAUCGACUUUCUCAUGAACCUUGGUGCAGGUGAAACACCCAAUUAUGGAUUCAACGGGUUCGUUAUGCCUGGUAGACAUUCUCUGGGGUUCAGAAGCUCAAGAGCCUUGUCUUCAGCACAAGCAGAAAAUAUGCCCAGACCACCCUUUUCGAAACCUCCACUGUCGACGGGCUUGGUAGGCUCAUCUUCGCAGUAUAUACCCCCUGGAAUACGGUCAGACUUUUCACUACCAGGUCAAUUCGCGCUGCCAGGCGAUAUAGCGGGACGCGCUCGCAGACACACAAUAAGUGAUGACAUGUCGCCCCAUCCAGAAUCUAGACGACCUUCAGGGGGCGAGCCAAUUUCGCCGUCGCGAUUGAAGCCAUCCUCUCGCCGAACAUCACUACGACGUGUAUAUUGCGACAAGUGCAACGAGCACCCGGACGGGUUUCGGGGCGAUCAUGAGCUGCGGCGCCAUAUAGAUGCCAAACAUUCAGCCACUGUGAAACGAUGGGUUUGUAAAGAGCCCAAAACCCUUCUGUCUUCCUCGCCGCAGCCCGUCAUACCGUUGUCGAGGUGCAAAGCAUGUCUGGCACAGAAGCGUUAUGGUGCAUAUUACAACGCUGCCGCACAUCUUCGUCGAGCGCAUUUCCGGCCGCAUCGGGUAGGCAAGGCCAGUGGUGAUUGGCCAUCCAUGAGUGUUUUGAAAGAUUGGAUGCGGGAAGUACGACAAUCAAUCGAUGUGCCAGACGAGCACAUUUCCAGUGGCGAAGACGACAUGGACGAGUUUCCCACACCAGCCAGCUACAGAGACUCGAUGUCUCAUCAAGCUCCCAUGAUUCCUGACGCCCAACCGCCGACCGCAGCACUGGGGCCACUUCUUUCCUCAGGUUCUACUGAACAGUCAAUGCCGAUUGAACGAGCCAGUCCAUCUCGACGACCUGCCGAAAACCGAACGAGGUGUCCCCAUCCGGAUUGUGGUCGAGAAUUCCGUGACUUGGCCUCGCACAUGCUCACACACCAAGAAGAGAGGCCCGAAAAGUGCCCGAUUGUGACGUGCGAAUACCAUACAAAAGGAUUUGCACGCAAGUACGACAAGAACCGCCACGCCCUUACUCAUUACCGUGGGUCGAUGGUGUGCCCAUUCUGCCCUGGAGUCGGAAGUCCUUUCGAGAAGGUGUUUACGCGUGCGGAUGUCUUUAAGCGACAUUUGACUGCUGCCCACCAGGUUGAUCAGACAGGUCAUAGUAGUGGCCACAGAUUGCCUGGGGGCGAGGACCCGGUAGGCACAAAAGCAAGGUGCUCCAUAUGCAAGAACGGGUUCAGUACUGCUCAGGACUUCUACGAGCAUCUUGACGACUGUGUACUGGGUGUCAUUGUACCUUCUGCAAGUACGUCAAGUCAACACUCCCGUCUGCAAGGGUCACCACAAUGA
This is a messenger RNA of Fusarium graminearum PH-1, 3315 nucleotides long. RefSeq lists its product as uncharacterized. The transcript has 5 exons. Lineage: Eukaryota; Fungi; Ascomycota; Sordariomycetes; Hypocreales; Nectriaceae. The record is from RefSeq and is a predicted model, not a curated record. The coding region runs from base 1 to 3315 and encodes 1104 amino acids.